This is a messenger RNA of Glycine soja, 716 nucleotides long. RefSeq lists its product as uncharacterized. The transcript is spliced from 4 exons. Bases 83 to 355 code for a protein of 90 amino acids. Lineage: Eukaryota; Viridiplantae; Streptophyta; Magnoliopsida; Fabales; Fabaceae. The record is from RefSeq and is a predicted model, not a curated record.
CCCUCUGGGCAUUUCCGUCCUCGAAUAGCAUCGGCAGCACCACAACACUGUGCCCUCUUUCUCUCUUUCCUUCGCAGAAGCCAUGGCCUCAUUUGCACGUGGAGCCGCAUCUUUAACCCGCAUUGGUCUUUCCACUUCCAAGACUCCCCUUCAACUCAUCCACCGCCGUGGCCUCGCCGAUCACCAUGGCCCUCCCAAAGUUGCCUGCUGGAAAGAUCCAAUGAGCCCAUCUAAAUGGAAGGAGGAGCACUUUGUGAUUGUCUCUUUAACUGGUUGGGGACUACUCAUCUAUGGGGGAUACAAGUUGGCCACAGGAGGCAAGGGCAAGAAAGAAGAGGAAUUGGCAAAAGCAUAACACUGAGGUUUGGAGAAUAUUAAAAAUACAAAGUGUUCUUGGUAAUAAUGCUGCGAGCGCCCAGACUUUUCCAAGUUUUUCAGACUCGGUCUUGUUUGAUGGCAAACAAAUCUUUUGGCUAGUUAUUCAUUAAUAUUUGCAAACAGUGAAUAUUGGGAGGUUUUUUUUUUCAGAACAAUGUGUUACAUUUAAGUUUUAUUUGCCCGUUUUACGCAAAUUCCCGGAUUCUCUACAUUUGCAAGCAGUUACUUUUAUUGGCAUUAACUACGGAAGGAAGCAAUGUUAUGUUCCUGCUUACGAGUUAUGAAAACUUGAAUGAUCCUAAUACUAAAGCCCUAAACAUCAAGUGUGUGUUUGCUUU